AUGUAUUUACCACUUCUUGGUUCAGUCGGCUGUGUCACUCUUGUCGCUGCCUCUGCGCUGCCUCCUCUUGGUUAUGAAAGGAGAGUCCUUCUGGAUGCCUUCAUCAAGAGGCAUGCUGCUGGCAGUAAUUGCUACGCCGGUGAUGCGCCAGCAGUGACUGCUCCAAAGACCAAUGUUUGGCUUCCCAUCAGUGCUCAGGACAACAUCGACGUCUGGACACUUCUCCACGAUCCUGCCACAGGCCUGAACUUGACCAAACCCGAGGACGCUACGGUUACGGACAACUAUGUUUUUUGGAUCGACACUCUUCAUACCAACAAAUCAGAUGUUCUCCCUUACAUUGACGGCGACGGUCCUCUCCCCCCCAAGUAUGCAAGGGCCAUCAUCUUUGAAGGAGGAAAGGCCGAGCCAGACUCACAGGAAUAUAUGAUUGGCCCUCUCCCGGUCUCUGCAGAGACAACUGUACAAAAACUCGAUUACAUUUACAAUGGUGGCAGAGGCGGAUCUGUCCCCUUCAACGCUCGCUAUGCCGAUAGCAUCAAGUCCGACGCUGUAAAUCCAUUGAUUGCUUCAGCCAUGGGCAAUAUUUCAGACAUCACAGCCGCCUUGUUCGAUGGGGCCGUGUACUUCGGCCCCUCAGACGACAGAACCACACUAUCAACUACUGCAGGUACUCCAAUCUCAUUCGACGGCUCCCAGGGAUUCCGAAAUGUUAUGUUCAGACUACCAGGCUCAGGGACUUACUUGACCCCCAUUGACUUUUACCUUCUGAUUGACUGCCCCGGCACUGAUCCAUCGCACUAUUCAGUUAAAGGCUACGUCACGAAUGAGAAGUUCUACCCCGACGAAGCUUCUCUCCGAGCCGCUUUUGAAGCCGGUGAGAUCGCACAGACAUAUGUUCAGACCAAGGAUACGGAUUGGACCCUCGUCGAUUAUAAACCUGAGCUGGGUGUGCGGGCCCUCGAAGAGCACUUUGCCCCUUCAAGCCUCGAACUUGGCGGGAAACGCUAUAAACUUGAUGCGAAUGAGCAAUAUAUUGAGUACAUGGGGUUUUCGUUCUACUUGUCCUUUUCGCGGACCUUGGGCAUUAUGUUCUACGACAUCAAGUUCCAAGGCGAACGAAUUCUCUACGAGCUGUCUCUGCAAGAGGCCCUGGCCCAAUACGCAGGUUAUCAGCCGAAAGCCAGUAAUACGGUGUAUCAUGACACCUAUUACAGUCUUGGAACGGAUUUGGCAACCCUGGUUGAAGGAUUUGAUUGUCCCUUUGGCUCAACGUUUUGGAAUACGACUUAUCACGAGCAAAAUAUGUCCAUUACCAAUCAAGAUGCGAUCUGCAUCUUUGAACAAGACAUGGGGUUCCCCUUGUCUCGACAUCGCUACGGCAGCAGUGAAGGUGACUAUCCAUUCAGCCAGCUGGGAGUCGUGAAGGGAUCUGAACUGGUCAUCCGUACCAUUGCGACAGUCGGCAAUUAUGAUUACAUGUUUAGUUACCACUUUUCAACUGACGGAGCUGUCCAAGUGGAAGUGAGGGCCAGCGGCUUCCUGCAGUCCAGCUUUUACUACCCAGACCAGAAGAGAUUUGGACCUCGGAUCGCCCCGGCUACUCAGGGAUCGCUUCACGAUCACAUCCUUACUUGGAAAGCGGACUUUGACAUCAUCAGCACCGCGAACUCUUUUGAGGUAAGUGAACUGGUUGUGGUCAACCAAAGUCAACCUUGGUUCCCUGAGCUCGGAGAGUUUGAGCAAAUGGAAUUGAACGUUAGCUACCUGGAGACCGAAAAGAGAUUCAAUUGGGCCUCUAACAAUCAAGCCAUGUACUGCGUUGUCAAUCAAGACGCAACCAAUGUUUGGGGGGAGAAGCGUGGCUAUCGCCUUGUGCCCGGACAAUCCGACCUGCACCUUUCUGUUCUUAAUUCCCCGUUCUCCUUGAAAAACUCCGAGAUGGCAAAAUAUCACCUGGCUGUGACGAAGCAACACGACAAUGAGCCAUACGGAAAUUCGGUACAGAACAUCAACCUCCCUUACGCGCCUCAGCAAGAUUUUUCCAAAUUCUUUGAUGACGAGCCCAUCGAGCAGGAAGACUUGGUGGUUUGGGUUAAUCUGGGCAUGCAUCAUUUUACUCGAGCUGAAGAUAUUCCAGUCACGCUUUUCACUGAGGCCGUGUCCAAUAUAAUGUUUGCACCGCAGAAUUUCUUCGAUCGGGCACAGGAUGGAGAUUUGCUAAACAGACGAUGGAUUACGUACAACGCGACGACGGACGAGAUUACCUUCGACGCGUAUGGCGUGGAACUGCCAAAUUGUGCCAUAGAUAUCCCUGAGCCCGUCUAUGGCAUCAGUCCUACUGUCAGUGAAGAGUUGCAGGCGAACUCUCCAUAG
Messenger RNA from Rhinocladiella mackenziei CBS 650.93, 2376 nucleotides. RefSeq lists its product as uncharacterized. The transcript has 2 exons. Gene Ontology annotation, cellular component: plasma membrane. Gene Ontology annotation, biological process: amine metabolic process. Gene Ontology annotation, molecular function: copper ion binding; quinone binding; primary methylamine oxidase activity. The record is from RefSeq and is a predicted model, not a curated record. Lineage: Eukaryota; Fungi; Ascomycota; Eurotiomycetes; Chaetothyriales; Herpotrichiellaceae. Bases 1 to 2376 code for a protein of 791 amino acids.